UAAAAGUAACUAUAUUGAGCUUUACAUUAUUUAUUAUAUAUAUAUAUAUAUAAAUGAAUGAUAUAAAGUUCAGUAUAGUAACUUUUGUAAUAGCUUUAUUGAGAAUUCAUAACCAUUUCACUUUUUUAAAUAUUGACAAUCUAAAUAUAAUAAUCUUAAACAAUAAAUAAUUACACUACUAUUUACGUUAUGUUUGCACGAUUUUUUUAUAGAGAAGACUACAUUCAAUGUAAACCAUUGUAAAUUUGAUAACAAAAUAAGAAAAAAGUAAUUAAGUUAUAAAAUUAUUAAUACAUUUGAUUUGGAAAGAAAUUUAUUAUCCUGUUUAUAAUAUUAUGUAUACUUUAAAUAUAUAAUAAACUUUAAAAACACUAAGAUGUAAUUUUUAUUAUUUCUAAUGAAAACCUGCAUGUUUUAUGAUCACAACUUAAUUGAUUUAUAUACGUGUAAUAACUUAAUACAUAUUUAUAUUUUGAUGUUUAUUUUACAUGUAAUGUAAUCUAAUCCUGCUAUAUUCAAAUUUUCCCAAACAACAUGCAUGUCUUGAAGCAUCUUCCAUGACGUCUUUAAGACAUCACUAUAAUGCAGGGUCUACAUUGUCUACAAUGGCAGCAGGAAUAAUGGAGGAAGGAGUAAGAGUAACAAUUGAUCAAUUAAAAACUGGGAAUAAACAAAAUGGGCAAAUCUCAUUUCAUAUUUCUUACUUCUUACUCCUGCUGCCAUUGUAGAUCCUGCAUCAGCAUAUCCAACUUAGCAGAGAUUUAAACCUAAUUAGGUUUAAGUCUUCGUUAACUUAGGUUUAAAUUUCUGCUAAGUUGGUUUGAGUCUUCGCUAAGCGUUGUCGAUCGAAUCUCUGAUAUUGAUAUUUAUUUAACAAAAGUACAAUUUAAUUAUAUAAUUAACAUUUAUACUUAUCAAUAGUCAAUAAUAUCAAUAUUUUUUUAACUUUAAUUUGUAUUUGUAUUGUAAUUAGCGACGGUUUUUUAUACUACCUGCGUUCCAAAUUCAUUGUCAGUACUGAAAUUUCGCACUUGAUGUUUUUCUGCAAGUGCAAUUAAUAUUUAUUUGAUCGUUUCUGUUUUUUUUAACCCAACGGAUGGUCACUCGUCACUUGUCGUAUCUUUGUGCUCCGGUGGGAAAAGUAGCAAAGGCAAACUGCAAUGGCCGUUUAGAACACGUUGGCUGACGUGUCGUGGUACCUUCUCACCUUCCAACAGCCUAUUUGUAGCGAGACAUGAUUACGUUUAAGCGCGACAAGAAGGAAGAGGAGGACGGUGGCGGAAACCCGUUCCAGAACCUGGAGAAAACCACGGUGCUCCAGGAGGCGCGCACGUUCAACAACACGCCGGUGAAUCCGCGAAAAUGUGCCCAUAUUCUCACCAAGAUCCUCUACCUGCUCAACCAGGGUGAGCAGCUGGGCACUACAGAGGCGACAGAGGCUUUCUUUGCUAUGACCAAGCUGUUUCAGUCGCGUGACGUUAUACUGAGGCGACUGGUUUAUCUAGGUAUUAAGGAACUGAGCUCUCUCGCCGAGGACGUGAUCAUCGUUACAUCAAGUCUGACGAAGGACAUGACAGGGAAGGAGGACUUGUAUCGAGCGGCCGCGAUCCGGGCGCUCUGCACCAUCACCGAUGGUAGCAUGCUCGCGGCCAUUGAGCGUUACAUGAAGCAGGCUAUCGUCGAUCGCUCGCCGGCUGUGUCCAGCGCUGCCCUGGUCUCCUCCCUGCAUCUGACCAGUGUAUCUGGCGAUGUUGCGAGGCGAUGGGCGAACGAAGCGCAGGAGGCACUGAAUUCCAACAACGUGAUGGUGCAAUAUCAUGCACUGGGCGUUUUAUAUCAGGCACGUAAGGCGGACAAGCACGCGGUAAUUAAGCUAGUCGCCAAGCUGAUGAAAACGAGUCCUAAGAGCCCGUACGCGGCGUGCAUGCUGAUCAGAAUGGCGUACAAACUACUGGACGAGGUGGACGAGGGCGAGGAGCUAAUAGGCUUUAUCGAGUCCUGCCUGCGUCACAAGUCCGAGAUGGUUGUGUACGAGGCGGCGCACGCCUUGGUUAAUCUUGGGCGCAGCGGCGCCCGCGAGAUCGGGCCCGCGAUCAGCGUCCUGCAGCUGUUCUGCGGCUCGCCGAAACCAGCGCUCCGCUUCGCCGCGGUCAGGACCCUCAACAAGGUCGCGAUGUCCCAUCCAGCGGCAGUCACCGCCUGCAAUCUCGAUCUGGAGAAUCUGAUUACGGAUUCGAACAGAUCGAUCGCCACGCUGGCGAUAACUACUCUCCUGAAAACCGGAGCGGAGAGCUCCGUCGAUCGUCUGAUGAAGCAGAUCGCCACCUUCGUGUCGGAGAUCUCCGACGAAUUCAAAGUUGUGGUGGUCCAAGCCAUCAGGGCUCUAUGUCAAAAGUUUCCUCGCAAGCAUGCAGUUCUAAUGAACUUCCUUUCUGCGAUGCUGAGAGACGAAGGUGGGCUCGAGUACAAAGCGGCGAUCGCCGACACUAUAAUAGCCGUGAUGGAAGGAAACGCGGAUGCAAAGGAAGCUGGGCUCGCGCAUCUCUGUGAAUUCAUCGAGGACUGUGAACACAUCUCCCUUGCCGUUCGUAUUUUGCAUUUACUCGGCCAGGAGGGUCCCACGUCGAAACAACCGUCGAGAUACAUUCGUUUUAUCUAUAACCGUGUUAUCCUGGAGAGUGCUAGUGUACGGGCAGCAGCCGUUACCGCGCUGGCACGCUUCGCUGCCGCCUGUCCGCCUCUGCUUCCGAACGUCUUGGUGCUACUCUCACGUUGCCAGUUGGAUUCGGACGACGAGGUUCGCGACCGUGCGGCUUACUAUUGCACGAUUUUGCAACAGCCGAACGACCCGAUUGUACUGCCUCUGGUACAACCACCCUCGCUAUCUGUACCGUCAUUGGAAAGAGCCUUACGGAAUUACAUGCAGACGUCCAUGGACGACUCGUUCGAUAUUUCUCAGAUACCUCCAGCUCAGACGAUAGAGGAACCAGCCCAAGUGGAGGUGCACACCACUAUCAAGCAACCUCGUUUGACCAGAGAAGAAAGCUUCAUGGAAAAAUUAUCGCAGAUCCCGCAUUUAGCCGUGAUUAUCCGAGACACAUCGCUCCUCAAAUCUUCGCCGGUGUUUGAAUUAACAGAAUCCGAAACGGAAUACAAUGUCAAAUGCAUCAAACACACAUUUCCUGAGUAUCUUAUUUUGCAGUUUGACUGUGUGAACACGCUCUCCGAUCAGCUCCUCGAAGAUGUGGUAGUGGCUGUUGAACCUUCCGAAGGUUAUUCCAUUGUAUGCGUGGUACCGUGUCCACGAUUACCUUAUAAUGAGCCAGGAACCACUUACACAGUAUUAAAAUAUCCAGAAGAUGUACAUGCGAGUGUCGCCACUAUUCCCACGACGCUUCGAUUUAUGGCAAGAGAUUGCGAUCCAACGACGGGAAUACCAGAUGCGGAACAAGGCUAUCAUGACGAAUAUAUGUUGGAAGAUUUGGAAGUAACUCUAGCUGAUCAAGUACGUGGCGUUAGUAAUAGAGGAAUGGACUUUAAUACAGCUUGGGAUACAUACGCUGCAAAGGGAUUUGUCAAGUUGGAGGAAACAUUCGCCUUGGGAGCAUCAGUGACUUCUUUAGAAGGAGCGAUUCAAAGUCUUACGGGAUUUUUAGGUUUAGAAGCCGUGGAACGCAGUAACAAUGUACAGAGCGGCGCGGCUGCUCACAAUCUGCUCCUGAGCGGCGUCUUCCGAGGAGGAAAGGAAGUAUUGGCACGUGCUAGAUUAGCGCUGAGUGGAACGCAAGUUACGAUGCAAUUGUCUGUCCUCUGUCAAGAUCCAGAUGUUGCUGAUUUAAUAGUUUCGUCCGUAGGAUAAAGAUCGAAAUAAUAAAAUAAAAAUUGUCGGAAUAUCUUUAGAAGAAAUAUAUUCAUUGAUCACUGUAAGAUAAUUUUUAUAAUAUAGAAUUAUUGUUAUUAUUAUAUAUAUUACAUAUAAAUUAUCAAAGAAUACUGCUUAUAUGUCUUUAAUAUAUCAUGUGACUUCCUUAAUACACCUUGUUAAUAAAUCAUGUGAUUUCCUUAAAGAGGUUCUAGCAUUUGGUAAAUGUAAA
This is a messenger RNA of Monomorium pharaonis (pharaoh ant), 4094 nucleotides long. It is a transcript of the gene gammaCOP, whose product is annotated as coatomer subunit gamma. The transcript is spliced from 6 exons. NCBI's taxonomy places the organism in Eukaryota, Metazoa, Arthropoda, Insecta, Hymenoptera, Formicidae. Gene Ontology annotation, biological process: organelle transport along microtubule; intracellular protein transport; protein secretion. Bases 1235 to 3859 code for a protein of 874 amino acids. The record is from RefSeq and is a predicted model, not a curated record. Gene Ontology annotation, molecular function: structural molecule activity. Gene Ontology annotation, cellular component: COPI vesicle coat; Golgi membrane; endoplasmic reticulum.